GCUUAAAUCUGAAAAAUAUUUAGAAGAUAUAUACAAGUGUCUAUUUGUUAGAUAGUGAAAACCGGUAAGAUUUUGGAGUGAAAAAGUUUAGAGAUGGUUACACUGCUUUUUUCUAAAGUUGCUUAAGAUUUUUGGAAUUGCUUCCCUUUCCCCACAAGAACAAAGCACUGGCUGGGCAUGGUGCCUCACGCCUGUAAUCUCAGCACUUUGGGAGGUCGAGGGGGGUGGAUCACCUGAGGUCAGGCGUUUGAGACCAGCCUGGCCAACAUGGCGAAACCCCUUCUCUACUACAGAUACAAAAAACUAGCUGCGCAUGGUGAUGGAUGCCUGUAAUCUCAGCUACUCAAGAGACUGAGGCAGGAGAAUCACUUGAACCCAGGAGGCGGACGGAGGCGGAAGUGAGCCAAUAUCAUGCCACUGCAUACAAGCCUGGGGGACACAGUGAGACUCCGUAAAGGAACAAAGCACUCAGCCCCACUUCCCAGUUGGGGAGCCCCCUGCAUAGGCUCACCCAUCCUGAGAAAGGCUGGCUUUUGCUGUGAUGUCCCUACUAGGCUAGGAAGGGGCUAUUGAAGGUGCUGGCUAGAGAUUGCUAGAGGUUGCUGAGGAGCGUGGUGACUUCCUGGCCAUUUAAUUGUGUUAGAUUCAUGGUGGAAUCAAUUUCCUUAAUGAACGAAUCGGCUGCUACCAGCACAGGUCCUUUGUCCAAAGCUCCUUGAGGAGGAUGACAUUUAGAUAUAUUGUCUGUAAUUGAUAGGCCAUCCCUAACUGGUGAUCAAUGGCUCAUAUUUUUUAAAAAAGACAGCUGAGGAUUCCAUCAGCAUUUUGAAGUGAGCUACCUCCACCAAAGCCCAGCUAACUUCAAACCUGCAAUAAUAACAAUCAGUUAAUAAUAGUCAUAAUUUCACUUUAGCUCUAUAUUAUGCUGUACUGUUUAUAAAGACUUUCUCGCAAAACCAACGAGAGAGCAUUUCCAAACGUACAAAGUAUUGUAAAAGUACAAACCGAAAUUAUUUCUGUAUUGUUACCAUUUCCACCUGAUCCUUAUGAGCUCCCAGUGAAGAAGGCAGGGCAGAUCUCAUUCCAUUUUUCAACUGAGAAGAUGAGCCAUUUCGGCAGAGUGGCAGUUUCUGUGUCAGAUGUACAUAGAGUUUCCAAGGUGGCUAGAUCCAUCAGAAACUGAAGCCGCGGAGAACGCUCUCAGGGGCCUUUGCCACUUCUUGGAGUAGAAGCCGACAGAGACCUGUUUGGAAACGUCUCCUUCACACACCAGUUGAAGACUAGGCUUUGGAGGUUUUCAAAGUAGACGGUGCUUGGAUGGGCGGGGAGAAGUAACAUUCUGCAAAUCGCCGUCAGAGGUCCUGAGGACACAGACCUACCUGGCUUGCCUUCCCCUUGCUGAAUGGCGUGUGCUGCAGCCGCCCACUGAGGGCUCUUUUCCCUGGGAUUCUGGACUUGCGAGUAGGACAGCAGGCUGGGAAGAUGCUGAGCUCCAUCAAGUGUGUGUUGGUGGGCGACUCCGCUGUGGGGAAAACCUCUCUGUUGGUGCGCUUCACCUCUGAGACCUUCCCGGAGGCCUACAAGCCCACGGUGUACGAGAACACCGGGGUGGACGUCUUCAUGGAUGGCAUCCAGAUCAGCCUGGGCCUCUGGGACACAGCCGGCAAUGAUGCUUUCAGAAGCAUCCGGCCCCUGUCCUACCAGCAGGCAGACGUGGUGCUGAUGUGCUACUCUGUGGCCAACCAUAACUCAUUCCUGAACUUGAAGAACAAGUGGAUUGGUGAAAUCAGGAGCAACUUGCCCUGUACCCCUGUGCUGGUGGUGGCCACCCAGACUGACCAGCGGGAGAUGGGGCCCCACAGGGCCUCCUGCAUCAAUGCCAUGGAAGGGAAGAAACUGGCCCAGGAUGUCAGAGCCAAGGGUUACCUGGAGUGCUCAGCCCUUAGCAACCGGGGGGUACAGCAGGUGUUUGAGUGCGCAGUCCGAACUGCCGUCAACCAGGCCAGGAGACGAAACAGAAGGAGACUCUUCUCCAUCAAUGAGUGCAAGAUCUUCUAAACCCCAAGAGACUUCACACAACACUUAUGUAUGCGCCCCAAAGACUAAUGGGGAGAGGGAGGGCCGGGAAGCCAGGUAAAGCUUGGUGUUUUCUCUGGGUACUCCCCAAGCAGUGUCUCCUUUUGGAUACAGUUAUUGAUGAGGCUUGGCCACUGGAUCUUUUCACUAACUACACUCUACAAGUGAACUCCUUGCCUGGGCUGGUCAGAAAAUCCCUUGGGGAACUGUAAUGACUAUUCCAUUUUUGAUUAAAAUAGUGAAAUAGUCUCCAUAAUUUUGGACGAUGAAGUGAGUUUUUCAAAGAAUUCCAUAUUUAAAGACACAUUUUAUUUAACUAAUAACAAAAUGGAUUGCUUUUGUAUAUAUUUAGUUUUCACACUUGGAAAAUCUUUUCCUACAUCCUCGCAAACAUAACCUCCUGUGUGAGUGAAAUACCUGUAUGGAGCUCUGCCAUGUGUUUGUGGUGUUAUUAUUUUCACCUCAAGUAGAAAGUCUGUUGAAACCACUUGGCUGCUGGAUUUAAAUGGGUAAUCAAAUUUAAAAAUGACCAUAAAUGAAUCUUUGCAAUUUGUUUUCUACCUACCUGUUAUUCAGAGUUGGAUAUAAAAUACAGUUCAUAGGAUAUCCUAA
Messenger RNA from Piliocolobus tephrosceles (Ugandan red Colobus), 2688 nucleotides. It is a transcript of the gene RHOH, whose product is annotated as ras homolog family member H. The transcript is spliced from 3 exons. The coding region runs from base 1483 to 2058 and encodes 191 amino acids. Lineage: Eukaryota; Metazoa; Chordata; Mammalia; Primates; Cercopithecidae. Gene Ontology annotation, molecular function: GTP binding; GTPase activity. Gene Ontology annotation, biological process: small GTPase-mediated signal transduction. The record is from RefSeq and is a predicted model, not a curated record.